This is a messenger RNA of Malaya genurostris, 1616 nucleotides long. RefSeq lists its product as uncharacterized. NCBI's taxonomy places the organism in Eukaryota, Metazoa, Arthropoda, Insecta, Diptera, Culicidae. Gene Ontology annotation, molecular function: zinc ion binding. The transcript is spliced from 3 exons. The coding region runs from base 154 to 1527 and encodes 457 amino acids. Gene Ontology annotation, cellular component: nucleus. The record is from RefSeq and is a predicted model, not a curated record.
GAACAAAAGUGCACAAUUUUUGCGUAGAAAGGAAAUUCAUCGUUCACCGUUGUCUAGAAAAGCAACUUAAUUAUUUGCAGUUAAGCGUAUUCUGAGCACAACUGCAGCGCAACUGCAUUCCAUCACUGAUUCUUAGUCCUUGAAUUGGAAAAAAUGAAUGAAAAUUUAUCAAAAAUAUGUCGAAUAUGCCUCACUGAGGGCUCAAGAAAUAUAUUUCAAAAAAUUGUGAGCCAUGAUGCUCUGUACAAUGUUUCUUCUCUGAAUCGGAUGUCGGAAAAAUUGCGCUAUGUAACGUUAUUAAAGAUUGAUGAAAUGGAAAACUUGCCACCAAUGAUAUGCGAUUUGUGCAUUGUACAGUUGAAUGUGGCAUAUAAUUUUAAACGACAGGCAACUGAAUCAGAUACAAAAUUGCGUCAAUAUAUGAUCGAGAAUGGUAUCGGUAUAAUGAAGGACCCGUUUUCUCUCCCUCCACCGCCUGCACGGGCCAUAGCGGAUAAUCGGGGAACCCAACGUAGCAGUUCAAUUUCAUCUUCGUCAGUAAUGGAAAUCGCUUCGACAAAGGAGAGCAGUAAACCAGUGCGAGUACUGCCUUUUCGAAUCAAAGUUGAAAGUCCAGAAACGGUAGAACCAUCAUCAGAAGCUGAUGUCCUGUCCAAUUCUCCAAUUUCGCCUGCCAGUACAGUCACUGCAACAGUCCCAGAAGCGGGCAACAUUACGAAAAACGCAGCUGACAGUGCUAAGAAAAAGAAUCAGUCUCUCUUGAUUUCUAUUGACUCUUCGCCUGCUUCCAGCAAAGGAAGUUUAGAUUCUAGUGGACGUGACAGUGCAAUGGUCGUCAUUAAUAGCCAAAACGUAAGCUUGCAAGGAGAUGAAGACUACGUACAAACCAUUUUGGGAUCGUCCGGAGAAACAAGCAUUGGUGCUGAAGAAAGGAAAGACUUAAAUAGCGUACAAUUAGAAAGCCGUGUGAAAAAAGAAGAUAAUGCCAACAAAGCGAAAAAGCAACCUGACAAGAUACCCUAUAGCAAUAGCAAACGAAUGCAAACUUUACUUUCAUCCCUUACUAUCGAUAUGGUAAACAUUUCUACUAGCACUAAAUCCAAGCUCAGAGCUCACCCUCGAAAAUCUAUAAAAGUAGUAGAACAGAAACAGUUGGACGACAUUUCAACGAAAAAAACAUCGAAUUCCUCCUCAUCUAAUGUAAGCUUGAUACGGCGACAUUCGCUUGAUAGCGUACUGCGGAAUCACGGUUCCAAAGAAAGAAGGAAAAGUCACCGUCCAGUAAGGUCUGAUGAAACACCGCGAAGAAAUCGUUCCAUUCGCACAUCAGCACUGUCGGCGUUGAUAAGUCCGAGUAAACUACGGUCGUUGCGCGAGAAAAUCCGCGAGGAACGCGACAGGCAAAGCCAAGUAACUUGCAGUAAAGAAGUGCAAAAUAACUCGAAGCGACGGCGAACCGUUCCGGAUACGAUGUUGAGAAAUAGAUCUAAAAUUGAUGUGAAAGUAGAUUCUCGUAUUAGAAAGUAGGAAACCAUGCUAUCAGAACCAUAUCUUUAAGUAAAUGUAGGGUAAUCCGCAUUAGAUUCGGCUAUAAAUAAGAUACUUUAAGUCCAAUA